Messenger RNA from Cotesia congregata, 2775 nucleotides. The record is from the annotation of a GenBank genome assembly. Lineage: Eukaryota; Metazoa; Arthropoda; Insecta; Hymenoptera; Braconidae.
AUGAAUUUACCGCCAGAAAUAGAAACUGUUUAUGAAGCUAUUUAUUCUAUGCACCAAAAAUCAAAUCCUACUGAACAAAACCGGGCAUCAUUGUGGUUACAAGAACUUCAAAAAACGGUCUACGCAUGGAAAAUUUCAGACAGGAUACUCCAGGAGAAAAAAGAUCUAGACUCAUGUUUUUUCGCAGCUCAAACAAUGCGAGCGAAAAUCCAAUAUGAUUUUCAUGAAUUACCGGUUGAAGCUCAUGCUUCAUUACGUGACUCGUUAAUUGGACAUAUUUCUCAGAUUGAUGAACAUACCAAUCCAGCAAUUGUUAUUCAGCUAUGUCUAGCCCUCGCAGAUCUGGCUCUCCAAAUGCCAGCUUGGCAGAAACCAGUGAUAGACUUGAUAAAUCGUUUCGGUGGAAAUAAAUCAAGUCUAUGGCCUCUAUUAGAGCUGAUUAAAUUUCUUCCCGAAGAAACCAACACGCUGAGUCUUGGCGCUAACAGACGGGAUCAGGUCCUAGCAGACUUGUCCUCAUGCGCUGACACAGUGUCGGAGUUUCUAAAAAUGUCUCUAAAGUCAACAAGCAGCACCGAAAAUAUCCAAAUUCCAAUUAGAAUAAUAAAAUGUCUUACCAGUUGGAUAGCAGUCCACGCAGUUCCACUUGAAGCGAUACCUAACAGUGACAUAAUUGCGUACGCGUUUCAAGUGCUGGGUAAUCAUACUUCUAAUGACCAAUUACACGAAGCAGCUGCCGACUGCGUUUGCUCAAUACUCCAGUCUCUUCAACUCAAUAACAAUCACAAUGAUAUUGACAAUUAUCUUCACCACCAUCAUCAUCAUCAUCAUCACAACCACCAGAGUCCAGAGUCUGCGGAAAUUCAACGUCUUCAAUUGUGUCUGUUCACCAGUGUGAUUGACUUGGAACAACCGUACCACUUGUUGGUAGCUGAAGAAGAAACUGGCCAGCUGAUGAAUUAUUGUCGCAUUUUUACUGAAUUUGCAGAAACAUUUUUAGUCACAAUUAUCACUGGCUCGACAGCCGGGCAGCAGCAUUAUGCGAUCAAGAUUCUUGAUCUUGUUCUGAUGUGUGUAGGACAUCAUGAUUAUGAGGUGGCGCAGAUUACUUUCAAUCUUUGGUACCAGUUGUCGGAAGAAUUGUACCAGAGAAAUUCCGAGGAGUUGAAUAAUGUAUUCAAGCCUUACAUUGACAGGUUAAUCAGCGCUCUCUGCAAGCACUGUCAAAUGGAACCAGACUACCUAGGAAUUCUCGAGCAAGACACUUCCAGCGAAGACUUUUUCCUCUUCCGAAACCGAGUAUCCGAGCUGAUAAAAGACGUAGUCUUUAUCGUCGGGAGCAGUCACUGUUUCAAGGAGAUGUUCGCCCGAAUAAAUGGGGCUAACAGAGACGGAAUUCCAGUCUCGGCUCCAACUUGGGACAGCGUUGAAGCAGCGCUCUUUAUAAUGCAGGCAGUUGCUAAAAACAUUCUUCCAGAAGAAGAUCAAGUUGUGCCAGAAGUUGUCGAAGCUAUUUUAAAUGUGCACGAGAACACACACAUUGCAGUUAAGCACACGAGUAUUUUACUCCUUGGAGAACUUUGCGAGUGGAUAAAUAGUCACGCUCAUUCAUUGGAACCGAUACUUAAUUUUCUGCUGGUCUGUUUGAGUCAAAACGGACUUGCGAGUGUCGCUUCUGGAGCACUUCACAGUAUUUGCACGGCGUGUCCUGAACAUAUGGCGACGCAUUUUCCGGGAUUGUUGGAGAUUGCAAGGUGUCUUGAUGGAUAUCCGAUCAGCAAUGAAGCUGCUAUUGGCCUGCUGAAAGGGGUGUCGAUUAUUUUAGCGAGGUUGCAGAGGGAAGAAAUCACCAGGGCGAUGAAAGACUUGUGUUGGUUUCAAGCCAGGCCGCUUUGUGAAUUGUUGGAGAUCAAUGGACUUCCUGUUACUCGUGGGACCAAAACUGAUCCUGUUGUUUGGUUGGAUAGACUCAGCGCCAUUUUUAGGCUAAGCCGAAUGGCAAUAAUACAAAGUUUGGAUAUAAUUCAUGAGUAUACAAAUCCCAUCAUUGAAGUAAAUGACACUCAGCCACAUCCGUGCAGAGAUGUCGUUACUGAAAUAUGGCCAGUGCUGUCGAAGGUGUUCAACAAGUACGCGGCAGACUCGAGGAUUAUGGAGCGAUGCUGUCGAUGCGUCAGACACGCUGUUAGAUGUAUCAGGAAGAACGCGGUCCAUCUUCUGGAGGACAUUGUUAAAUUGAUAGUCGGGCUUUAUGCGACGCAUCAACACAGUUGUUUUCUGUACCUCGGGUCAAUAUUAGUCGAUGAGUACAGUACCGAUCACGAGUGUGCUGCAGGGCUGGUUCAGAUGCUUGAAGCUUUUAUCGGGCCUACUUUUACCUUAUUACAAGAACCUAAUGGGUUGAAAAAUCACCCGGAUACAGUUGAUGAUCUUUUUAGAUUGUGUUCAAGAUUUAUGCAGCGAGCGCCGAUUGCAUUUUUACACUCAGCUCCUAAAAAUAGUAUAAUGGAUUGCGCAAUAUCGGCUUGCAGUCUUGAUCAUAAAGAUGCAAAUGCUUCUGUUAUGAAAUUUUUAUAUGAAUUCCUUCAUUGUUCCCGAAAUAAUGAUGACCGGUCAGAUUUUACGAUAAGAAGAUCAUUGGUCCAGAGUGUGUUGGCAGAAAAGGGACAAACACUAGUAACGAAUCUUCUUCAUGCAGCUGAGUACAGACUCACCAAAAGCUGUGAUGAAUGCUGUGCGGUCGUUCGCACGAUUGUUCCGUUAACCAAUCAAUAA